AUAUAUCAUCCACCCCAAAUUCGAUUCCCCACUGCCAAUUUCUCUGCGUCUUCUUGACUCCUCAGUCUCUCUCUCUUGGUUACUUCGAUAAGAAACAAAAAAGCAACUAAUGCUCACAUUCCUAUAACAGUAUAACUCCUCCCUGUCCAGUCCAUCCCUCUCUCCCACACAGCAAAAUCAUGGCUUCUUCAUCCCCAUCUUUUCUCUUCUCUCUCCUUUCUCUGUUCUCCCUUUUCUCCUCCAUUUCUUCAUUGCCAACCAUUACAGUCCCUCUCUCACAAUUCAACAACAAUCCAUCUCCAGAUCCAUGGGAGAAGGUCGCCCACCUCGUCUCCGCCUCUUUACUCAGAGCCCAACACAUCAAAAGUCCACCUGACACCCAUCCCACCAAAACUCCUCUGUUCGCUCGUAGCUAUGGUGGCUAUUCAAUUCCGCUCAGCUUCGGUACUCCCGCUCAAACCAUCCCUUUUGUCAUGGAUACUGGUAGUGAUCUGGUCUGGUUCCCUUGCACCCAUCGCUAUCUCUGCAAGAAUUGUCCUUUCUCAAGUCUGAAUCUCACGACUGACCCAAUUUUCAUCCCUAAAGCAUCCUCCAGUGCGAAGGUUUUGGGCUGCAAAAACCCAAAAUGUGGUUGGAUUCACGACCCAGAUGUUCAAUCCAGAUGCAGAGACUGCGACCCCAAUUUGAGUAACUGUACACAGAUCUGCCCACCUUACGCAAUUAUCUAUGGUUCAGGUUCGACGGCUGGGAUUUUACUCUCAGACAUACUCGAUUUUCCCGAAACAAAGGUACCCGAUUUCAUUGUCGGAUGCUCGCUUUUCUCCUCCCGUCAACCCUCGGGAAUCGCCGGCUUCGGUCGUGGGUCACCCUCAUUACCCUCCCAGCUCGGUCUGAAGAGGUUCUCCUACUGUCUUGUCUCUCACCGCUUCGACGACACCACCGAAAGCAGCACCCUUGUGUUGCACGGUGGGUCAGAUUCCGACGGCGGAAAGACUAAAGGCCUUACAUACACCCCGUUCGCGAAGAACCCAACCACCGGAAGACACGCAUUCUCCGUCUACUACUACGUCGGCCUCAGAAAAAUCACCGUCGGCGGAAAACGCGUCAGGAUCCCGUACGAUUAUCUCACGUUGGGAGCGGACGGCAAUGGUGGAACGAUUAUAGAUUCUGGGUCGACGUUCACCUUCAUGGAGAGGCGAGUGUUCGACUUGGUCGCAGGGGAAUUCGAGAACCAGGUAUCUCAUUACCGCAGAGCAACUGAUAUGGAAACCAUGACUGGGUUGCGUCCCUGUUUCAAUGUAUCGGCCGAAAAGACAAUAUCUCUGCCGGAAUUGGUUUUUCACUUCAAAGGAGGUGCGGAGAUGGCUUUACCGUUGGCGAAUUAUUACUCCUUCUUCGGUAAGGCAGGCGUGGUUUGCAUGACAAUCGUGUCGGAUGACGUUGUCCCCGACACAGGCGUAUCGGGCGGACCGUCUAUUAUACUGGGGAACUAUCAGCAGCAAAAUUUCUACGUGGAGUACGAUCUGGAGAACGACAGGUUAGGGUUUAGUCAACAGAUUUGUUGAAUAUCGGAGGAUGUCGGCUUCGUCUAGAUGCCGGUACGUUACGUUACGUCAUUUUGCUGCACUGAUACGUGUAAAAUUCCCUACAAGAAUUGUUGUAUUUCUGCCACGUGGAGGAUUGGCCACAUGGUAAAAUCAUCACUCCAUAGUGUCUAGAGUAAUAUUGGCCGUUGAUAUUGUAAUUAUUAUUUUUAAACCCAUUAACGUUUUUGCGUUGGAUUCCAAUCAGACAGUCGAGAGCUCGUGCUUUGAUUGAUAAGAUGUUGUAGGAUACUUAAUAAGCCCUCAGCCCCGGUGGCAUGUGGUCAAUUAUUUCUGAGUUGAUUCCAAUCGGACGGUUCUGGGUAACAUGGAUUGCGUUGCAAUUGUAAGGAUGCUAUAUUUGCUAUCAUGGCUGUAGUGCUCUUUGUUUUGAGCCAAGUCGUCGAUACAGAAUAACAGAAGCACUCUUUGUUUUGGGCCGUAUGGUUGGACUCUAGUGAAAGUGGACCAUGAUACAAAAGGCUAGUUAACGGAUGUGGCGCAUGUUUGUUUUGGGCCUUGGGCCCAUUGUUGAUGACACUUUGUUUGACGUUGCUAUGUGAUUGUUGGUUGGUUCUAUGGACUAUUUUGUUGAAGGCAAAUGCAUAAAUAAUUGACAUUCACAUGGA
Nelumbo nucifera (sacred lotus) is the source of this 2212-nucleotide messenger RNA. RefSeq names its product Eukaryotic aspartyl protease family protein. Gene Ontology annotation, molecular function: aspartic-type endopeptidase activity. NCBI's taxonomy places the organism in Eukaryota, Viridiplantae, Streptophyta, Magnoliopsida, Proteales, Nelumbonaceae. Gene Ontology annotation, cellular component: extracellular region. The record is from RefSeq and is a predicted model, not a curated record. Gene Ontology annotation, biological process: proteolysis.